UCUGAAUUUUAUUUUAUUUUUUCCAGGCAUGGACCAUGGAGAGAGCCAGUUAACCCUUACUAUGUCAACACAGGGUAUGCUUUAGCACCAGCCACCAGUGCCAAUGACAGUGAGCAGCAGAGCAUGUCAAGUGAUGCAGACACUAUGUCACUGACAGACAGCAGUGUAGAUGGAAUCCCACCAUAUAGACUCCGGAAGCAGCAUCGCAGAGAGAUGCAAGAAAGUGCCAAAGCAAAUGGACGUGUGCCACUACCUCACAUUCCUCGUACAUACCGAAUGCCAAAGGAUAUCCAUGUUGAACCACAGAAGUUUGCUGCAGAGUUGAUCAAUCGCUUGGAGGAAGUGCAAAAGGAACGUGAAGCAGAGGAAAAGUUAGAAGAGCGCCUUAAACGUGUUCGAGCGGAGGAAGAAGGUGAGGAUGCAGAUCUCUCUUCUGGUCCUUCAGUUAUUAGCCACAAGCUGCCUUCCACCCAGACCAUGCAUCACUUCACACCUCGUUACUCUGAGAUGAGCUGUGCUGGGAUGCAGAUGAGAGAUGCCCAUGAAGAGAACCCAGAAAGCAUUCUUGAUGAACAUGUACAGCGCGUCAUGAAAACCCCAGGCUGUCAGUCCCCAGGGCCUGGUCGCCAUUCCCCCAAGCCUCGAUCCCCAGAGAGCAGUCAUGCUGGCAAGAUGCCUGGCAUGCCAGGGACAAUACCUCCAGGACAUGGCAAGCACACCACAAAAUCAGGAAUGAAACUUGAUGCAGCUAACUUGUACCACCAUAAGCAUGUCUACCACCACAUCCAUCACCACAGUAUGAUGAAACCAAAAGAGCAGAUCGAGGCUGAGGCUACCCAGAGAGUACAGAACAGCUUUGCUUGGAACGUAGAUUCACAUAACUAUGCAACAAAAUCACGGAACUACAAUGAAAGCAUGGUCAUGGCACCCAACCCCAUGGAAUCACUAGGCUACAGUGGGAAAGCAAGUCUACUUUCAAAAAGAAAUGUCAAGAAGACUGAUUCAGGGAAAAGUGAUGGUGCCAGCUAUGAGAUGCCAGGAUCUCCUGAAGAUGCUGAGAGGAACCAGAAAAUCCUACAGUGGAUCAUAGAAGGAGAGAAGGAGAUCAGCAGGCAUAAGAAAGCAAACCAUGGCUCUUCAGGUGCUAAGAAGCAGCUGGCUCAUGAGAUGGCCAGACCCCUCUCCAUUGAGCGACCUCUUGCUGUACACCCAUGGGUCAGUGCCCAGCUUCGGAAUGUAGUCCAGCCUUCUCACCCCUUCAUUCAAGAUCCUACCAUGCCGCCUAACCCAGCACCCAACCCUCUGACCCAGCUGGAAGAAGCCCGCAGGCGGCUGGAAGAAGAAGAGAAAAGGGCUGGAAAACUGCCCCCCAAACAGAGGUAUGUUCAAGAGGUUAUCCAGCGUGGUCGCACUUCUGUCAGACCAGCUUGUAUUCCAAUGCUGAAUGUGGUACCAGCUGUCUCCAACAUGGAUCUCUCCAAGUCUGAGUUGAAGCCCCAGAAAAGACCAGGCAGUGGUGCUUCCCAUCCAUGUGAGAACAUUGUGGUUGCUUAUUACUUCUGUGGAGAGCCAAUCCCCUAUCGCACCCUUGUCAAGGGACGGGUGGUAACUCUGGGACAAUUCAAGGAGCUGCUCACCAAGAAAGGGAACUACAGGUAUUACUUUAAAAAAGUGAGUGAUGAGUUUGACUGUGGAGUGGUCUUCGAGGAGGUGCGGGAGGAUGAUGCCAUAUUACCCAUCUUUGAGGAGAAGAUCAUUGGGAAAGUUGAGAAGAUUGAUUAACCUCCAAGGCUCCAGUGAUGCAAGGGAAAAAAGAAAGAAAGAGGGAGGUUUUGGGAAUGAAGAAGAUGGUCCAGAGCAGAUGCUUGGGAUGCUGCUGCACUGGUGCAGGGCCACCACCAGGGUCAAGGGAGGCACCUCAACUCCUCACAAGGAUUUACGCAAGCUACAUUUUGCCAGUGAGAGUUCUUGCACCACACAUACCUUCCAGGAGGAAUCCUGGUGUGGGCUUCUUCUCCCUACCGAAUAUUAAGUGUAAUCUAGCAUUGUACAGUUACGUUAGAAAAUGUAAUAUGACCUUGUUUACUAAAGCUGCAUAUUUUUUAUAUGUUGUAAUAAAAGGAAAAUAUUUCCAAUGUCA
Molecule: messenger RNA, 2140 nt
Organism: Gavialis gangeticus (Gharial)
Lineage: Eukaryota; Metazoa; Chordata; Crocodylia; Gavialidae
Gene: AXIN1
Product: axin 1
Exons: 9
Biological process (GO): negative regulation of canonical Wnt signaling pathway
Source: RefSeq, a predicted model, not a curated record